AUGGACCCCGAGUCGGUGGACUGUCUUGCGGCGCACGGCGCGCUGCCGGACAGCGUCGAGCCCCAAGUCGACACUUUUCCGAAAGAAUCCGCGGUCGCGAGGGGUGUCUACGAUCCAGAUGGGGACCUUCUGUCUGAAGAUGAGUUGGAGGCCGGAAGUUUUUUCAAUUUCACCUGCGACAGUCCACCAGAGGCAGAGUACGUCUGUGGUGUGACGGUGGGCGCAGCCUCCUCGGCCGCAGUGUACAGCGAGAGCUAUCCCGCCAACCGCCAGGCGUUCUCUCCCUCCCGCGCAGUUCACCUGCAAGCAAACGUGUUGACUCCACCGUAUCUCGCUGCAGCUUCAGAGACGCCCGACCACUCCCACGUUUCAUCGUCAACCGCGAAAGGCGACACCGAAGGUCCGGCAGGUCAAGCCGACGCAGAUAUCCGCGCGCCGUCUGCCAGCACAGAAGACCAACCAUCAAACACUUUGUGCACCGAAGAGGGGGUGUUUGACGCCUCUUCUGACGCCUCGGAACGCUGCGCACGUGGUUCGGAGUUGGCGGGCGUUUCCGAGGACGAAGAUGCCUGUGUGUCGCCCCGCUCGGUUGUGGAAUCCCCGGUGGCGGCGAGCGGGAAAAAUGUCAAACUCGGCUGCGUGAGUCAGCUAAAUGUGUACGGUUCUGACGAAGACGGCACCGAUUCAGAGUCGAACGCGUCAGGAAAAACAAGGAUGCUUCGAACCGAAAGCCCUGAGGCGAUCCCAGCGGAGACGGAAAAUCACGAUGCCUUGCUAGAAGCUUCGCAUCUCGAGUUCGGACAAGAGGAAUGCGAAGAGGGCAAAGGGUGUAUUUCCGAGCAGCUGCUGGGCCCCGGGGGCGAACACCAGGAAAGCGACUCCAGCGCCCCGCAAGAUCAGGCGGUAUUCCCGGGUCAAACUUCCCUAUUUCUUACGAGCUACGUGUCUGAAUCCGCCCUUCAGGAGCCUUGUGGAGACGCUAGUGGCCCGUGGCAGAGCUAUGCCUCUGCUCCUGUGUCUCCGUCCUCCACGCAGCUGUGUUCUUCGGAACCCUCGUUACUUUUCCCAGAACAGACGAGAAAUUGCAUUUCUCAAUCCGCUCCGACAUUCCCAAUUGGCGACGCGAAGGAACGCCCCAGGUUUGAGUGCCCGCCUUCGGCGGAAACUCUCGAGGAGGCCUGCAACACCGGAAAAAGUCGCGAACUCAGUGUCAUCCCCCCAACGUUCCACUGCGACUCCUCAGACUCGCCGUUCGCUGCAUCCAGUGCCGACGACACCCCUGCCGAUAUGCCACGUAGCCUCCCAAUGUCUUCCAGUCCCUCUUCCUUCGGCUCUUCCGCGCGCUCGUGUGCAUCGCGUGCCGUACCCUCCGCUUCCGUGCUCUCCCCUCUUUCUUCUGCGCCGGCGCCGCUUCCCAUCUUGUCUCGGCCUCCGGCCCUGACGAGUCUCUUCAUUAGCGCUUCCCCUGUGGCAUCUCCCUCGCAUCUGCCCGCAGGGAGGCGCGACUUGAAGGAAUCUCCCAGCGAUUUUUCGUCUCGAAGACCAGUCCCUGCAGAAGCGCCUGCUCCAGGCGAUUUGUGGAACACGCCUCCUUCGACGCCACAAGGAUCGAAUGUGGCGUUGCUGGGCCACCGCACGCCUCUUCCGCAAGACAGGCCUCGCCGCCCCAUGUGCUCAGGCACGCCCUUGACGCACUGCCAACCUCUUCAGUCCGUCUCGGGCGGUCCGGGCUCCGUGGCGGGACCGAGGCAGUCGAGAAGUCAACAGGCUCGAGGCGAGACAGACGACGAAGCCGAAUGGACGCGGCUGCAAGCCCAGCUGGAGAAGUUGCGGCAACUGCGGCGGGCGGAGAUGGAGAAGCAGCUGCGUCUCGAGGAGGAACAGGACGAGCGGGAACUGCUGGCGCAGCUGGAGUUGCGAAGGAAGCGCGGGGAAGAAGCGACCGGCCACACACCCGUGGAAGGUCGUCUCGCACGCGUUGUCACGCGCGAACAGGAGAGGGUGCGCGAGUCUCGACAGACUGGCGAAAACCAGAAACGCGUACUUCUAGAGGAUCCAAAGCGACAGUUCUUGCACGUGGAAACUGAAGACGAAAGGGCGUCGUUUGUGCCAGGGCGGAACCAAACGGCGGUGUUUGGAUCGGGGACACAUCGACCUCCAGGGGACGAGCGAGAGCUUUGCCUGCCACCCCCCCCCUCGCCAGUCCAGACGCUUCGCGCUCCACAACGAGCGGACGACGUUUGCGCUUCGGCUCCACUCUCUGAAGGCGCCCGCGAAGAAAACGCAGGCAAGUUCAGUUUCAUGCCUGGCGCCGACGCCGCAGAGGAAACAGAUACGGAAGCGAGGCAAGGCCAAGCGUCUCUUCUUUCUCCCACACGCGCAGCGGCUGCUUGUGAGCACGGCCGCGCAGAAGACAGACUGCCCUCGUUCGGGGGGAUGCGGAGCUCAGAUGACAGUUUCGAUCCCGACGAUGACGCACAAGAACGCGGUCGAGAGGCUGUGGACGAGUGCUCCGAGGAGAGUAGCUGCAUGGGAGCGGCGCUUCAAACGCCGCAGCGCGAGACGGAGGACCAGGGAAACGCCUCGCCCACGUCUCGCUCUGACCUCCCAGGCCCCGUUCCGUCCUUCCCGCUCCAUGCGGGCAGAGACCAGCAGACUAGCCCAUCUCAUGUAGGCGAAGGACUCUUUCCCGUUCAGGAGAACGCGAGUCUCAGCUGGACAGAGGUGCCCUCCCCCAGCAGGGCGCGAUACCUUGAGCUUGCCCAGCAAGACGGCGCGUUUUCAGCCUCCAGCGCAAUGUCAUCCAGCCUUCCUGGCCCGAAUGGAGGGAUCCAGUACAAAAAGAAUAUGUCGCUUUCCUCGGCGGUUCUGACCUGUGAAGAGACAGUCAGACUCCCGCCAUCUCCCCGUCCGUUAGGUGCCCUAUUUUCAGGCGUGGGUGGCGCCGUCGUUGUCUCUCCCACGUCAGGCUCUGUUACACCGCUAUCGAACAGCCCUUUGAAUGCCUCGCCGCCUCUCUCGUUCCCAGGAAGCUCCGACGCUCUCGUCCAGGUUCCGGCCUCGAGAACAGACCAGCCUCUCUACUACCACAAUCUGUGUCCAGAUUCUCAAGAGGAUGUGCAGCCGGCGGCAGUGCGGUCUCACGAACAAACAGGAACCUUCAACCAGCGAAGCACUGCUUCUCUGCCAGCCAGCCAUGGUGUAUGGGUUGCCGACGAGAAGCAUCCCAGGGACGCCGCUACCUGUGCGGCGGCACCGCGUCUUCGCUACGCAACUCAGGAGGCUGACCCUAGCCCUUCGCAGAGCUCUCAUCUUAGCCGAGGCUGGGGGUCAACGUGCUUGGACGAAUCGAGUCCAAUCCUCUCCCUCGGAGCAAGUUCGCUGACCUGCGCUUCGCUGUGCUCACCUUCCCAGGUGCUCUUGAGCCCGCGAUCGUCGACGCGGUCCAGCGGCUUUGACGCCUGCUCGCCGUCUUCCCAUCCUUUGCCGACAGAAACAGACAGCAUGGCGCCAUCGGCUGUCACGCUCCGUCCGCAGGUUAUCUCCCUUCCUCCAGCGGCGUGUAGCCGAACGGUAUAUUCCCCUUCCGGUUCAUCGAAGGCACCCGAAAGUUCUCUAUCGCAUGCGCUCGUCACUGCAGCGCCAGGAGCUGCGUUUGAGCAGAAAACGCUUCCGGCCCAGGCGAGUGCGGCCGCUGGAGUCUUGCAGGCCUCGCAUAAGUCUGGCGCAUUCGCCCCCGGGAACACGGCAGGCUUGGGGACCGCAAGUGGCACCCAAUGCCCGCGUUUGCCGAGUGCGUUCUACGUGAAUUCGGAUCGAGGGGCCGCCGCAGGCCGGCCGGUAGAGCACGAGAGAGCCGGGAAUCUUCACCCUGGCGCAUCGCAUGGACCAAGACAGGAAACGGUCUCUCCAGGAGGCGUCCCACAAAUGCAGAGCUACCCUGUGGGUCUGCCUGCAGGCGCAGCAGUCGCUCUCCACGGCGAACAUGCGCAGGUACGCGCACCGUCGUCGGUGGCAUGCUCUCAGGCGUCGGCGCAGUUCCAAAUACCAAGCACCGCCGUGGCUAGCGGCUUUCAGAACCCCCCUGCUUUGCAGUCUUCUCGGUCUUAUCAUGAUACGGUUAGCUCGAUCCCCGGUGGGUACGCCCACGGCGACUCCUUGGCUUCUGGAGGCUUUGGGCAACCAUACACGGCAGGCGACGAAACAUUUUUUGCCAGCGCCGAGUCUCGCAUGCUGCAAGCACAUGUUCAGAAUUCCGCCGCCGCCAGCCACAUGACCAGGUUUCCUCAAAUGCCUCAACAUCUCGGGCCGUUUGUUGCCGUCACAUGUCCACACGAACCGAUUCGACCGUUCAAACGGACUGUGAAGUGCCGGGCACGCAAUCCGACUGAACCAAUGACCCCUCGUGGAAUCAGCGGUCCGUGCCCCGAAUCCGCUUUUGCAUGCGGGACGACGGCUACACUGGCGGAGACAGUUGUCCCAGAUGCCUUCUUUUCAGACGAGCAGGCGGUGCCGCUCCACGCGACAUAUUCGGAUCUCUCUGUUCCGCCACUAGGUUUCGGCGGGAAGCCGUCUGUCUAUCGGAGUGAGAUGCCUCAGGAGAACGGCCAGUCUUCGACUCCACGCAAGCGCUUUUUGGGCGGCACCACGCGGCUGUUCGGAGGGCUGAAGACCCACGGGCCCUCCCGUGCCUGCGCGGCCUCGGCCACGUUGUCGGACAAACACGCGAAGCCGACUUUGCGACCGUCCGCGGCUGCUCUUCCGUUUUCCCAGAUCGGCAGCAUGAGCCGCUCUGCGAGUCUUCCACGUUUAGGCGAGUUCGCGGAGGCACCUUUUUCGAAUGCGGGUUUCUCUUACGAGGCUGCCUCUCAACCGCUUCACAGCAGCCUUCCCGGACAGCAUCUGGAUGUGGUGUAUGCCCCGCAUGCCCAAUGCGGGGUGGGACGCCUGCCUUUUGCGGCGCCCGCCCCGAUUAUGCUUCAGCCUGAGGAGCUGAGCGGAGGGCCGUGUUCGGGGAGAGACGGCUGCGAGUCGCCACGCGUCAAGAACUCUCGAGGGACUUGCCUGGCUGGGAGAGUGGCGGCAGCGGCGAGAGAGAAGUUGCUGGACGUUGGCGAGAAGUUUGUCGACGAGGUUGGAAGCGCCGCUGCCAAGGGCGGCUCGAUGGUUAAGCAGAUCGCUACACUGCUGCAGAAGGGGUUGGACACUCUGGUGGACGGCGACGCGUUACCUCCCCCUCGCUUACCUGGAGGCGACAGGCCGCACAUGGAGAAGCCUGAUGUGGGCACCAGGAGUUUCGACGGAGACAGCACCUACAUGAGUGCUUUGCACGCAGCGAGGAGACAGGAAUUCCUGUGCCACACGCGAGACAGGCCUCCAAUGGAGGUGGGCGGAGACGAACGGCGUGGACUGCUGCGCAGCAGUGCAUGGUUCAACGUGGCUUCAACCGACGGCGGAGAGGAGCGCACUGCGUGCCACGAUGGGAGCUUUUCCCACGAUUUUGCAGAGGCUCACACGAUGCCGAGGCAAGUCGGAAUGGAACGAGGGGACGGGCAUUGUGAGCGCUCCGCAUUUGGCGUCUCUGCGACAGUUUCUGGAGCACUCGAGGUGGCGUUGCCCACGACGACAACGGUGCGUCGACCUCUCCCAUCCAUCGCUCUUUCGGGAAUGAAAAACUCGUCUUCCGGCUCUUCAGAGCCCAAUGGACAUCAGGCAAAUCCUUCGGUCCUCUCCCGAGAAAACACGCGUCCCGGGAGGCCGUUCCCUCGCUGGGAGAACGGCGACGGACAGCACUGGGUUGCCUCAGACUCCCGUGACCACCCUGGCAAAGGGAGGCUUGCAAGAGACGUAGACAAUCUCUCUGAACCAAGAGACAGACCUCCGUUCGCUGCCAGCCUAGCGUGUGGUUUCGACUGCUCAUCGGUGAAAGGCACGCAGAGCGCACACGCUGCGCCGUGCCCGCCAAGUUCCCAAGCGCUUCCACAGUUAUCUCAGGCUCUCUCACCUGGCCCGCCCGCUUCCUUUGUGAGAGUUGUAUCGGGUGGCGACGCUCUGUCUGAGGUCGGCUCCACUGUUGCGCGGGAAAGCGAGUCUUUCUAUGCCUCGUCUUCCCCCAUCGUAGCCAGUGACCGUGCACGGCUGCCGGCACACGACAACGUUGGAGGGUUUGUUACUUCACAUGGACAAAGUUUCCGCACUCCAGACACGUACAGUGGCAUGCAGUCCCCCGCACAAACAGUGAUGUCUCCACGCACGUCUUUCUACCGUCAAGAGGCGAGCCUCGUGCACCCAGCUUCUCCUUCUCGGCUUUCGCGACAGGGGCACGCGUCGGUUCCGAGCUGUCCGCAGUCAGGAACCGGCCGCUUCCCAUCGACCUUCCUGCCUUCCUUUCACGAAGCACACCGUGGAGAAGCAGGCGGAGUGCGAGUUCAAGAGAGUAAAGGCAACCUAGGCAUUCGUCCCCCUUCGUUCAAUGGAUAUGAAGUGGUCCGGGGCCGCAGCUUGCCUGCUGUCGACGGUAUCGAACAGACAGAAGCUUUGCGGCAGAAGUAUGAAGCUUGCGACAGCAUCGUCGGGAGGUGGAAGGACAGAUAUAAGGCCGCAAGAGGCCUCUGA
Molecule: messenger RNA, 6615 nt
Organism: Neospora caninum
Lineage: Eukaryota; Apicomplexa; Conoidasida; Eucoccidiorida; Sarcocystidae
Product: putative platelet binding protein GspB
Exons: 1
Coding region: 1-6615 (2204 amino acids)
Source: RefSeq, a predicted model, not a curated record